AUGCAAACAGCAACCACAACAAUUACCUCCAGAGUUCGUCAUUUCUCAUCCCAUGUUCGAGUGGCGCAACAGCAAGCUUCGCACAUUUUAAAAGAAUCAACUAGCCAUUCGCCAUCCCCGUCUACUGCCCCUACUCACUCUUCUCUUACGUCGCCUCCUCCUCCUUCACGAACUGUAGUAAACGUCGACUCCAACCUUCAUUUCUACAGAAACAAACUUCUGGACGAAUAUGUACAGCAAAAGACAACUCCCAUAACGCUGCGACAACUUUUGUUCUAUGAACGUCAGCUUAACACGGAUCGACUCCUCAAAUCCGCCAACUAUGUACGGCGCGAACUACCCGUUCGAAUAUCGCAUAGGAUACGUGAAUUCCAAAAACUACCGUUCAUUGUGGGCACCAACCCGCAUAUUCAAUCCGUCUACGAUAUCUAUUGGCAAGCGUUUGAACGACUGCGUAAAGUGCCGCCGAUUCGCACUCUCCAGGAGAAUGACGCUUUCUGUGACAAGCUGAUCGAAUCGCUCCAGUCUCAUAUGGUCGCGAUCCCGCGCCUUGUUCUGGGCAUCUCCGAAUGUGAACAACAUAUCGACCCUGACCGUAUCGAUCGCUUCAUGCAUGCAACGCUGCGCUCCCGAGUAUCCCGCCGAGUCCUAGCAGAACAGCAUUUGGCUUUGUCGCAACAACUCAGAAAUAAGUUAUCACCUGUGUUCAGCAGCUGCUCUGCUCGGGAUACCGUCGCCCAGUGCGUUGCGUUGGCCCGAGCGCAUAGUGCAGCAGAUAACGUCCAGGCACCUGAAGUGAUGAUAGACGGACAAGACGUCUGGUUCACGUACAUAUUUGACCACAUUGAAUACAUAAUCUACCAACUCCUUUCAAACUCGUUCCGACAUACUAUUGCAACCCAUCCACAACACACGCUUCCGCCAAUCAAGGUCACCGUCUGCUCCAACGACGCUGACGUUCUUUUCCGUAUAUCGGAUCAAGGAGGAGGGAUGUCUGCUUCGAUUUACAACCAGAUAUGGUCAUAUGGACAACGACCGCAUGCUCGCUUUGGUAACUUUCGAAAUGUCUCGCAGCUGGCUGCACGUAUCACCGAGCAUGAUCAAGUCACGGUCCCACUAGGCAUUGGCCUGCCAAUGAGUCGGGUCUAUACAGAAUACUGGGGCGGAAAUAUCAAUAUUGUGACGAUGGAUGGAUGGGGUACGGAUGCGUAUGUACGGGUACCGCGUUUCGGCACCCAGCUUGAAAACCUCGACGUUGUUUCAGAAGAGGAGGGCCGUGAAGACGAAGGUUGGCCAAUGUCACAUCGUCGCUUCGUUGUAUAA
Zychaea mexicana is the source of this 1323-nucleotide messenger RNA. RefSeq names its product branched-chain alpha-ketoacid dehydrogenase. The coding region runs from base 1 to 1323 and encodes 440 amino acids. Gene Ontology annotation, molecular function: pyruvate dehydrogenase (acetyl-transferring) kinase activity. The record is from RefSeq and is a predicted model, not a curated record. The transcript is spliced from 2 exons. Gene Ontology annotation, biological process: regulation of glucose metabolic process; protein phosphorylation. Gene Ontology annotation, cellular component: mitochondrion. Lineage: Eukaryota; Fungi; Mucoromycota; Mucoromycetes; Mucorales; Lichtheimiaceae.